UUUUUUAUUUAACCUAAAUCAUUAGAGAAAUGUCAUUUUAAUUAUUUGUACGUAACUUAUACAUACUUUCAAAGUAUCGAUUUUAAAAAUGAUGAACACCAAGAACAGAGAAUGUAAGUGUACUAGAAAACGGGAAUACGAAGCUCGGAAACAAAAGGUGUCGAUAAACGUUCCCAUUAUUUGGGUCUUGGGAGGUCCAGGUUCUGGAAAGGGAACUCAAUGUGAUAAAAUUGUCGAAAAAUAUGGUUACACUCAUCUUUCAAGUGGCGAUUUACUUCGCAAAGAGGUAAAUAGCGGCUCAGACAGAGGAAAAGAACUCAAUGCCAUAAUGGAAAGAGGUGAAUUGGUACCUGUUGAAGUGGUGUUAGACCUUUUGAAAGAAGCAAUUCUAGAAAAUUUGCCUCAUUCAAAGGGCUUUCUUAUAGACGGAUAUCCUAGAGAAAAGAGCCAAGGUGCACUUUUCGAGAAAAACGUUUCCCCUGUCACCGUUAUUCUUUUUUUCGAUGCAUCUGAAGACACUUUGACAAAAAGGUUACUGCAUCGAGCAGAAACGUCUGGAAGGGCUGACGAUAAUGAAGAAACCAUAAAAGCGAGAUUAAAAACGUUUAACGAAAACAACAACGAAGUUAUUAGCCAAUACCCUGAUAAAUUAAAAAGGAUACAAGCAGAAGGAACUGUCGAAGAGAUUUUUGCCAAUGUGGAAGCGAUUCUAGAUAAAUUAUAAAAUCAAAUAUUAGAUACAUAUACUUAUUUAUUGUAGAAAUGAUAAUAUUAUUGGUAGCAAUAAUUUUAAAUAAUAAAUAAAACGAGUAUUUGCAGUACCUGCAUUCUUGAGUCCUUCCAAAGAGAAAGGACAAUAAAAUUGUUAUUAAAAAAUAUACGUACGUAUCUUCAGCAAUUUGAUGUUAUAUUUUUAUUUUCAAAAUAUUGUAGUUAUUGUUAUAAAUGACAAAUACGUUUAACAGGACGGCUUAUUACUGCAGUUAAAGGUCAAACACAGUUUUAUAGUCGUUAUUAGUGUUUUUAUGUCGAAUAAAACACUAUUAUUAGAAAUAAAUUUUUAUGCUCUGUUUAUCAAUACUAAUCGCACAUUUAAAUGUACACCACUGGCAUCUUUUUGAAAUAAAAGACUUUUUUGUAUA
Agrilus planipennis (emerald ash borer) is the source of this 1142-nucleotide messenger RNA. Its product is annotated as adenylate kinase isoenzyme 1-like. The record is from RefSeq and is a predicted model, not a curated record. Gene Ontology annotation, molecular function: ATP binding; AMP kinase activity. The transcript has 4 exons. Bases 89 to 724 code for a protein of 211 amino acids. Gene Ontology annotation, biological process: nucleoside triphosphate biosynthetic process; ATP metabolic process. Gene Ontology annotation, cellular component: cytoplasm; cytosol. Lineage: Eukaryota; Metazoa; Arthropoda; Insecta; Coleoptera; Buprestidae.